UUGAAUGGCUUUUUUGAUCAAAUUUUUACGAAAACAUUGCUGAAAACCGUGAGAAAACACCCAAAUUAUAAAAAAAUGGGUACUGAGUCAGAGAGAGAGCCCCUUGCAUCACAAGAUGUGAACAAGGCACCUACGAUGGUCUCUAAGUUGAAGCCUCCAAGUAAACUACCAAUGUCUUCCGCAAAGAAACCAGCUCCUGGACCAGUGAAGAGGAAGGCAGUUGAUGACCUUGAUCCACGUGAACUCAAAUUCACAAAGAAAUUUGAUGGUGCUGUUGCUGGAUCUAAGUUCCCCCGCCCGACAAACACCUUCGACGGGCGCCCAUCAGCCAUAGGGACGAGGUCUUCAAAGACUACCAAUUUCCUGGACGGGCGGCCGUCAUCGAUCGGUACACGAUCCCAUACAGGUCCAACCAGAAAUGCCACGUCAAGACCUACCGUGAAUAAGACAAGAAAUGCAGCGCCAGUCCCUUCGAGAACAAACACGGGGAGACCAGCAGCUACCCUCAAAAGGAGUGUGUCAGGGCCAGUUGGCACAUCAAGAGGAGCUCCGAAACCACCUGCAGGUGCUGCAAAAGCUCCUUCAGCAGGUGGCGCUGCGAAGAAACGUGCCGCAUGGGAUUACAAGGGUCGCCUCCAAGACAUGGAGGAAAUGUUGGGCAAAAACAUGUCGGCCAACAACAACCUGGUCUCCAGCAUCGAGACGUUCAACUCACGAAUCCAAGCUCUCGAGGCGCAGAAUGCUCAGCUUAAAGGCGACAUCGGUGUCAAAGAGGUGGAGAAGCAUGAAGUGUCGAAAGAGAGGCAAAAUUUGGAAAAGCAGCUGAGGGAUCUUGAACAGGCCACCACAGAAAUGAAGCGGAAACAUCACAACGACUUGGAAGAUCUGCAGAUGUCAAACGGGAGGAUAGAAAGACAGCGGGACACGCUACAGGGUGAAAUAAACGCAGCCACACAGGAGAUCUCCGGCCUUAAACUUUCUCUGGCUCAGCUGACGUCUGCCCAAGCGGGACUCAAUGCCGAGUUCGGGGCUACCAAGAUUCAAUUGGAGCAAUCUUUAGAGUACGGCAGGUUAAAAGACAGUGAAAUCGUUGAACUGAAAGCAAGUCUGGCUGCACAAAUACAGGCGAAUGAAGACCAGGCAUCGAAACUCAUCGAACACGAGACAGAGAGAAGGAAAUUGCAUAAUACGAUUCAAGAGCUAAAGGGUAACAUCCGCGUGUUCUGCCGAGUACGCCCCCUAUUAGGAGAAGAGCUCAAGGACAAUGAAGAUGGCGUCGUCACGCACAUGCACUUCCCCGACGACUGCAAGACACUAGAGAUGGAGAAACUCACCGGAUCAAGCUUGAAUGAUACAAAAAGUAGCGGCAAAAAUGGAAGUAAUGGAAAGGGCCACGACUUUGCAUUUGACCGGGUUUUCUCUCCCGAAUCAUCUCAGGCCUGCGUAUUCGAGGAAAUAUCCCAACUAGUUCAGAGUGCUCUCGAUGGCUACAAUGUCUGUAUCUUCGCGUACGGCCAGACGGGUUCUGGCAAGACAUAUACAAUGGAGGGUAAUGGUACAGAUACAGAGACAAUGGGCAUGAUACCUCGGGCUAUUCAGCAAAUAUUCCACACCUCGAAAGAUCUGGAAAACAAAGGCUGGCAGUAUCUACUGGAAGCAUCAUUCCUUGAAAUCUACAACGAGACAUUACGCGACCUGCUGGGCGAGGGAAAAGACGACCAGAAACACGACAUCAAACUGGCAGGACCAAACAGCAACGAGGUCGUUGUGACUAACCUCACCUUGGUGGACGUGAAGACACAGGAGCAGGUCCACACGCUCUUGACGAAUGCAUCCCAUAAUCGCGCAGUCGCGGAAACCAAAUGUAACGAACGCUCAUCGAGAAGUCACAGUGUAUUCCGUAUGAAGAUCACUGGUAAUAAUUCAGUAACAGGAGAGUCCUGCGUUGGAAACUUGAAUCUGGUCGACCUUGCUGGCAGUGAGCGGCUGAAGGAAUCUGGCUCGCAAGGAGCACGCCUUAAGGAGACGCAGGCCAUCAAUAAGAGCCUCAGCAACCUGGGCAAUGUCAUCAUGGCCCUGGCUAACAAGGACAAUCAUAUCCCUUACCGUAACAGCAAGCUCACACACCUUCUCCAAAACUCAUUGGGUGGCAACAGCAAGACCCUCAUGUUCGUCAACGUGUCCCCGAAAGAGGACAGCUUUAGCGAGACUCUCAAUUCGUUGCGAUUUGCUACAAAGGUGAACCAGUGUAACAUUGGAACAGCUCAGAAGAAGUCAAAGUAAAGGACAAACUUUUAGACUUCCCGCAAACUGCUGUACAUGGUGUUUGACUGUCCACUGAUUUCGUGAGGCUACUGUAGGCCCCUGGCCAGAUACACUCGCAACACCUGAAGUCUACAUAGAAAACAAAACACCUUUACAAAAAAAUGAUAUCUGUACAAUAGGAAAAGAAAACAUCUUUAUAAUAGAUGUCUACAGUCAAAUGCGCUAUUUCCCAACCUCUGGUUGCUCUACGCAUCUGGGAAAAGGGCUCUUUAAUCCCUGUUAAAUGGACUGUCUUUUGGAUAGAAAGUGUAAAUUUUUCCAUUGCUGGAAAUGUAGAUGAUUCUUUGGACUAGGGAGGAUGUUUGAGUGGUGAGCCGUGAGGUUUGAAUACUCCUCAAACUUUGACGAAAUGUUAAUUAUUCAUGGGCACUUCCAGGCACUGUCGAUUGGGUAGAUAUAAGUUGGGAAAACAUCUCAUUCACUGACAAUAUCCGUUACACACAGUGUACAUAAUACACACGGGGUACAUAAUAUCCAUAUUACUGUAAACACUCCUCUACCCCAUCAACAGUGCCUGGAAGUGCCCAUGGUUUAUUAGUAUAGUUAGUAAAGAAGUGUCUGUUUGGAUGGUGAAAGUGAUGUGUUUGUUGGAGAGAGCUUAUGUAUGCGACAGAUUGUGACUUCUGAAAAUACAAGUAUUUUCUCUUUAAAUUAGAAAUGCUUGUAACGUAGGGUGCACUUCGAAAAAUGGAGUGCAUCGGGGAAUUAUCAAAAAGGUUGGGGUAACAGACGAGGCCGAGCGUUCAAUUUCGUUUGAGGUAUAUGUAAUUGUGGAACAUAAAUGUUUGUAACUCCAUCUAUUAGUUAUAACGAGAUGUAGAAAUGUAAUUUAUGCUAGUAUCAUAGUGCACUUGAGAAUGUCGCCAAAUGCUUUUAUUUGUAAAUUUAGACUUUUAGCAGUUUUAUUUUUAUGGAUCGUAGAUGAAAUUAUGCUUCCUGAAUUACAUUGUAACUCAGAAAGUUAAAUAUGUAGGGGUAAUACACAGUACAUGUAUGCUGUCGUACAUGUAACAAUUGAGUUAUCGCAAGCCUUCAAGCAACAUUUGAAGUCAAGAGACUGAAGAAUGUCGCUAAAUGUCCUUGGAAGAUGAUUUGGAGACAUUACUAAGUGUACAAUCAACCAAUUCAUAGUGUGUCUGUGGGGGGAGCUUGAGCUUACUGCCUGUAUAGUCAAAAAUAAUUUAAAGGUUAAAAGAAAUUGUUCAUGUAUCUCAUUUCUGUAUAACCAUUGUAACAAAACGAUUUCGAAACACUGCCACGGAUGAGUGUAUUUUCAAGUGUACAGCUUAUGAAUUUUAUAUUAAACCGAUUGUAAA
Messenger RNA from Lineus longissimus, 3641 nucleotides. Its product is annotated as carboxy-terminal kinesin 2-like. Lineage: Eukaryota; Metazoa; Nemertea; Pilidiophora; Heteronemertea; Lineidae. The record is from RefSeq and is a predicted model, not a curated record. Gene Ontology annotation, biological process: microtubule-based movement. The transcript is spliced from 14 exons. The coding region runs from base 76 to 2283 and encodes 735 amino acids. Gene Ontology annotation, molecular function: ATP binding; microtubule binding; microtubule motor activity.